Molecule: messenger RNA, 3792 nt
Organism: Hippopotamus amphibius kiboko
Lineage: Eukaryota; Metazoa; Chordata; Mammalia; Artiodactyla; Hippopotamidae
Gene: STXBP1
Product: syntaxin binding protein 1
Exons: 19
Coding region: 176-1960 (594 amino acids)
Biological process (GO): neurotransmitter secretion; intracellular protein transport; vesicle-mediated transport
Cellular component (GO): secretory granule; plasma membrane
Molecular function (GO): syntaxin binding
Source: RefSeq, a predicted model, not a curated record
GGCAGCCUCUCUCUGGCUCGCGCCGCGCCCCCGCGCCGAGUCCGCGCGUCAGUCGAUCCCGAGAGCUGCUGCGGGGCGGCUGGCUGCCUCCAGCGGAACGCGCCCACCCGGGGAGGCGGCGGUGUCCGUGGGCUUCGCGUGACGAGGCUCGGAGCCCAGAAACUCGCCCGGCGCGAUGGCCCCCAUUGGCCUCAAAGCGGUGGUCGGAGAGAAGAUCAUGCAUGAUGUGAUAAAGAAGGUAAAGAAGAAGGGAGAGUGGAAGGUGCUGGUGGUGGAUCAGCUGAGCAUGCGAAUGCUGUCGUCCUGCUGUAAGAUGACCGACAUCAUGACCGAGGGGAUAACAAUUGUGGAAGACAUCAACAAGCGCCGGGAGCCGCUCCCCAGCCUGGAGGCUGUGUAUCUCAUCACUCCCUCCGAGAAGUCUGUCCACUCUCUCAUCAGUGACUUUAAGGACCCGCCGACCGCCAAGUACCGGGCUGCGCACGUCUUCUUCACGGACUCUUGUCCAGACGCCCUGUUUAACGAGCUGGUGAAAUCUCGAGCAGCCAAAGUCAUCAAAACCCUGACGGAAAUCAACAUUGCGUUUCUCCCAUAUGAAUCCCAGGUGUAUUCCUUGGACUCUGCUGACUCUUUCCAAAGCUUCUACAGUCCCCACAAGGCUCAGAUGAAGAAUCCAAUCCUGGAGCGCCUGGCGGAGCAGAUCGCAACUCUGUGCGCCACCCUGAAGGAGUACCCGGCCGUGCGGUAUCGGGGGGAAUACAAGGACAACGCUUUGCUGGCUCAGCUAAUCCAGGACAAGCUCGACGCCUACAAAGCCGAUGACCCGACCAUGGGGGAGGGCCCAGACAAGGCACGCUCCCAGCUCCUGAUCCUGGACCGCGGUUUUGACCCCAGUUCCCCUGUCCUUCAUGAACUGACUUUUCAGGCUAUGAGUUACGACCUGCUGCCUAUUGAAAAUGAUGUAUACAAGUACGAGACGAGCGGCAUUGGAGAAGCAAGGGUGAAGGAAGUGCUCCUGGAUGAGGAUGAUGACCUCUGGAUAGCGCUGCGCCACAAGCACAUCGCGGAGGUGUCCCAGGAAGUCACCCGUUCUCUGAAGGAUUUUUCUUCCAGCAAGAGAAUGAAUACUGGAGAGAAGACCACCAUGCGGGACCUGUCCCAGAUGCUGAAGAAGAUGCCCCAGUACCAGAAAGAGCUCAGCAAGUAUUCGACCCACCUGCACCUUGCCGAGGACUGCAUGAAGCACUACCAAGGCACCGUGGAUAAACUGUGCCGGGUGGAACAGGACCUGGCCAUGGGCACCGAUGCUGAAGGGGAGAAGAUCAAGGACCCCAUGCGAGCCAUCGUCCCCAUCCUACUGGACGCGAACGUCAGCACCUACGACAAAAUCCGCAUCAUCCUUCUCUACAUCUUUUUGAAGAAUGGCAUCACCGAGGAGAACCUGAACAAGCUGAUCCAGCACGCCCAGAUCCCGCCGGAGGACAGCGACAUCAUCACCAACAUGGCCCACCUCGGGGUGCCCAUCGUCACGGAUUCCACGCUGCGUCGCAGGAGCAAACCGGAGCGGAAGGAGCGCAUCAGCGAGCAGACCUACCAGCUCUCACGAUGGACCCCGAUCAUCAAAGACAUCAUGGAGGACACUAUUGAAGACAAACUUGAUACCAAGCACUACCCUUAUAUCUCUACCCGCUCCUCUGCCUCUUUUAGCACCACUGCCGUCAGCGCCCGCUACGGGCACUGGCAUAAGAAUAAGGCCCCCGGGGAGUACCGCAGUGGUCCCCGCCUCAUCAUCUUCAUCCUGGGGGGCGUGAGCCUGAAUGAGAUGCGCUGUGCUUACGAGGUGACCCAAGCCAACGGAAAGUGGGAAGUGCUCAUAGGAUCCACGCACAUUCUCACCCCACAGAAACUGCUGGACACGCUGAAGAAACUGAAUAAAACAGAUGAAGAAAUAAGCAGUUAAAAAAUAAGCCGCCCCUCCACAAAAAGAACCCUCUCCCCGAAGUGCUCGCAGCCCUGACCGCCGACCGCCUCGUUUCCUUUGCUGCCCCCCUCUCCCUCCAUCGCCUGCCCCAGCUCUGCACGCCCGCCGGCACUGUCGCCGCUGCGUUCUCGUGUUUGGUGAUGCCCUCUUCUCGUUUGAAACAAAAUUAUGCAUUGUGUUUUUUAAAAAGAGUACCUUCUAGAUGUAUCCUGGAGGAGACGUUGGGUGUGAGGGACACGCUGCUGGAGGGUUCCUGGAACUGUUUGGGACGAAUGGACACCUCCUCCCCGUCAGUCAUGAUUUUAUGACCUUGUACAUAAUCCAGCGUGACAUGUGCACAUUGCUUGCGUAUGGGAAGGUCGACAUUUGGGUGUUUUAUUUUAAAACCCGUUUGGGGUUGUUCCUGUUCUUGUUGGGAAUCACUGAGAUGUCCGUUCUUGGAGUAUUUCAAACUGAGGAUGAGUCUGUCAUCUUCAUGCCAGUUCAUACCCCUCGGCACCGGCUCUCAUCCAGGUUAACUUGGAAGUGAAGCUCAGGUGACAUCUCGAGAGGUUUGAGCUGGAGUCGACCUCUGCUCUCCCCAGGGGCUCGUUCCCCUCAUCUCCCAGGGCUGGGGCUGGGGGCGUCCACGGGAAGUCAGGCUGGGUGCCUGCCUCGGCUCCCUCCCUGACCACGGUCUGUCACUGCCCCCAGAAGAGUGAGGAGCAAGCUCCCACCGGGGACCUGGGUCUCUUGGAUAAGCCGUUAGACCUGGUCCUUCAGACCAGACCCCAUCCUUCCCCAGGUAUCACCCCAACAGAGCUCCUCUUUCUCAGCGGGGUCAGCCUGGGGAGAGCCCCAGGGUCAGAAAGAACCAGAACAGAAUGGGUUCCGCAGGCUCCUGGUCAGAGGUCCCUUCCUGUAGAGCAUGGUCUGUGCCCUAAGACUUCAAACCACCUAAGAGCAGCCUGCUGGAUUUAUCCAGACCCCGAGACCCCUCAAAUUAUCCUCCGUUUAAGAUACUUCAUAGUACUUUAUUUUGUGUAGUGUGGGGUCAUAUGUCGUCGUGCUUGUAAGAGAAAACGAUUGCUUUAUUCUCUGUAUGAAAACAUAGCUGUAUAAACCUUAGCUCUGAUGCAGAAAUUAAAGAAGCAAAUGCAGGAAGGAUGUCUCGUCGUCCUCAGGACUCAGCAGCUCGUUCUCCCGAAGGGAGCGCACUAUUUUUUCUGCUGCUGUUGUGAAAUAUAAUGACAGUGGAAGUCACAAAAAUGUCCCACUCCCUCCCCCCCCAGCCCCUUUAGCCCCUGCAGACCGUGUGUGUAUAUUACUGUCUCGUGGCAUCGUCCUUGCAAAUGUGGUGUGUGCUAGUUCGCCGCCGCCCCUGCCUCCCUUUCAGAAUAUACUUCUCACCCGCCCCGUUAGAUGCAUCAUGGAGUUCUCUUCUCAAGGCUUUGAAAUCCCCCCUUUGCACUCAGAUUAGUUUUCAGGUCUGUCUCCCUUCCCUUAUGAGAUCUUAUUUCCUUAGGAUAGACUUAGGGACCUGCCUUGGUUUGUUUCUUCCUGUUACUGCUUGUUUUGUCCCCUGCCCUUGACCAAACAAUGCUCAUGCUUCAGGACCUCGUUUGUCCAACAUGUUGGUUUUCCUUUUUCUGUUAUUUAUAUAAAAAUAAUUUAUCAAAAGGAUAUUUAAAAAAAAAAAAGCUAGUCUGUCUUGAAACUUGUUUACUUUGAAAUUAUCAGAAUCUCAGUGUUUGAAAGUAUUGAAGCACAAACAUGUAUCAUCUCUGUACCGUUCUGUACGAAGGCACUCAAGUCUAAUAAAUAAAGGAAUC